AUGGCGGCUGCAGAGUAUUACUCGGGCGCGUGCAUGGAGUUUGUGCCAAAGCAUUUACUUUCGCCAACUGUGUUGCAGAGAGCGCAGACGGAGCUGCUUGGGAAGAGAACAGACAAUGUCGAGGUCGCGCAGGGCCGGAUCAUGUGGCUACCUUCGGUAGAGGGUUUGCCUGAGCGCGCAGUGAGGAGGGCGCAUGGAAAAGGUGUUGUCGAAGACGGUAUCUACAACCAUCCAGUGGUUGUCGUAUCAAGGCCACUAGACGAUGAGCGAGUUGUACAUUUCCACCUUAUUACGUCUCUGCAUGGUAAGAAACUCGACCAACUCUACCCCAAGUCGAAUGAAUUUCACACUAGUCGACGCUCCUGGUAUCUGCCAAUCUCACCCAGUCCGGAUCACCCUGACGCACAUUCGAAGAAGGCAAAGAAACGCUUCCCAACGCUCGCGCUGGCUGACGGCGCCACUCUGCGAUGGGACUCGUAUGUCAACAUCCGACAUGUUUACAAGAUCGACUGGACCCUGUUGAAACCAUACGUAAACCUCAACACUCCAGGAACAUCAUACUUUCGACUUGACUGGGAGUCUACAGUCCGCAUGAUCGCCAAGGGGAAGAUCCUCACACUAUACGAGCCUAGUGCGCAGGUUCUAGUUCCGGAAAUACAAAAAGCACGCACGGCACCGACAACACGUACAUCGAAUGACUCGGCUUCGUAUAUGGUGCGCGACAUGCGCAGGCUGAGCCCUUCGGAAUCUGAAGACGAGAGUACUGCUCUACCGGCAGCUUCUCGAACCUCUCGUACUCAUGGGUUGACUUUUUGGACGUCAAACGACCGGCGUACAGAUCCGCUGCCGGAAGAGCUUCCAAAUAUCAGGAAAAAGCCAUCAUUUCUAGACCAUCUUCGCAAGAAGCUGUUCAGACGCGGCAGAAAGCUUCGAUGA
This is a messenger RNA of Ascochyta rabiei, 936 nucleotides long. RefSeq lists its product as uncharacterized. The transcript is spliced from 2 exons. The coding region runs from base 1 to 936 and encodes 311 amino acids. The record is from RefSeq and is a predicted model, not a curated record. NCBI's taxonomy places the organism in Eukaryota, Fungi, Ascomycota, Dothideomycetes, Pleosporales, Didymellaceae.